Molecule: messenger RNA, 3138 nt
Organism: Stegodyphus dumicola
Lineage: Eukaryota; Metazoa; Arthropoda; Arachnida; Araneae; Eresidae
Product: monocarboxylate transporter 12-like
Biological process (GO): transmembrane transport
Molecular function (GO): monocarboxylic acid transmembrane transporter activity
Source: RefSeq, a predicted model, not a curated record
UCGAGCAUACGACAUUUGUCUUCAGUCAGAAGCGAAACGAACGACAAACAUGGAAAACACUCCAGCUGUAGUGGAGCGGAAGCGGGAACCCCUGUACUCAUGGUGUAUUGCAUUUGCAUGCUUCUGGCUCAGUUUUCUCACUGUAGGAUUGCAUAGAUCGGCAGGAGUCAUAUAUGUAUCCGUCAUACAUGUAUUUAAUAUUAGCAGGGAACAAGCAACAUGGCCAUUCAGUUUAUGUGGUUCACUUAUGUGUCUCUUAGGUCCACUGGCAGGUUUUCUGACACAUUAUUUCAGUAUUCGAAGUAUAUUAGUUAGUGGUGUAUUGGUGUCCGCUGUUGCAAUUGCAGCAUGUUUUUUCACUCCGUCGUUGAUGUACCUCAUCAUAUUCUUUGGACUUUUCAGAGGAAUUGGUAAUGGACUUGUUGUCACGCUCAAUCCCGUCCUCAUACAUCAGCAUUUUAAGCACCGUAAAGCGACUGCUACUGGUAUUGCAUACGCUGGUGCAUCAGUGGGUUCAUUUGCUCUUCCACCUCUCAUCGAGUACUUACUGGCCGCCUAUGGAUUUAAAGGCUGUUUCCUGAUCUUGGGAGCCAUAAUACUAAAUGGCCUUAUACCUGCCUUCAUGGCUCGAGAUCCUCCUGCACCGACGCAAGCUGCAAUAGCCAGUAAGAAAACGAUUGGUGGCAAACUUGCACUGUUAGAACCGAAAGUUGGCAUUGGAGCAAAUCAUGCGUCUACAGAAUCCACCGCAGUGGAUGAUGUCUCCCCUACAGAACCACUUGUCGUCAAGAAUGAAACCACAGGUGAUGUCUCAACUCACCAAAUCAUUCUUAUUCCUAAUACAAAUGAACACGUAGAUGGCAACGACACGGAACACCAGUGCAAAUCUCCAAAUGGCACCCAACAGAAUGGUGAUUAUCGGCUUCUGUGUAAUAAUACUGAAGCUCCUUCCUCACCUGCUCGAUGUCCUGUACUCGGUACAGCUACACCCAUUACUUUGUUUCAAAAGAUGAAGCAAAGAGAAGACGGUGUAUUUGGCCAAUUCCGACACACUGCUCAAAUUCUUACUAAUCCUGUUUAUCUAGCCAUAUGCAUAACAUUCGGCUGCAAUGUAGUCAACUUCAUUGCCUAUUUAACUGUCAUCGUGGAUUUCGCCAGAGACAGAGGCAUUGAUGAACCAGAUGCGGUCUUCUUGGUAUCAGCUUUUUCCGUCGGUGAUCUUUUCGGAGCCGUUUGUUUGGGCUGGAUAUCCGAUUUCAAGUGCUUAAAGAGGAAAUAUACAGUGAUGUUUUGCUUUGCUGCCAUGGGAAGCUUGCUUCUUGUACUUCCUAUGUGCGAGACACAUGCUCUUUUCUUGGCCGUUUCAGUAUGUAUGGGAGUUUUCAAUGGAUGUGUUAUGACAAAUGUUCCUGUUGUCAUGAGGGAGUACUUAGGACUUGAAAGGCUAGCGGUUGCUGUUGGACUGGGACAUUUCUUCGUGGGAGUUGGUCAGCUACUAUUUCCUAUGUUAAUAGGUUAUUUUCGGGAUAAUGUUGGAACCUAUGACCAUCUCUUCACUACUCUUGGAAUUAUGUGUCUGAUAUGUUCUUUAAUGUGGGUGUUAGAACCUCUGUUCAAGAAACUUAAACCUUGAAUUGACUUUUGAACUUGAUCUUGAUGAUCUGCUUGGAAGAAGUCUGAAAAUGGCUUCUUCGUCUCUAUUGUGAUAUGCAUUUGACAUUUGCAAAUUUCAAGUAAAUGUGCACAGCGUAGCCUCUUAAAAGAAACGAUGAAAAUUUAUUUGGCUGUGUGAUAGAAUAACUAUCGAUUUAUACUUAAAGCCCGUUUGGUGGCUGGAGCUUUGUUGGACUUGGUUUUUAAAUUAAUCAUUAAGUUUUGUGUCGUAAUACUGAAAAUGAUGAAGAUGUUUUAGAUCACACUUUCUUUACUUUCUUCACUGUCAUUCUAUGUAGCAAUACUUAAUACUGAAGGGAGUGCUUGCUUAGUCAACUUUUUUAUAAUACUAAAAUGGGUUAUAUCUACCGUCCAGAGUAAUUCAAAGAAUCCCCAGAGAAGAAGUAAACGGCAUAAUCUGUUGUUUUCGUCAUUUUUUAAUAGAACUGACUGUCGUUGAAAUAUCUCUACUGACUUCUCCGGAUGUGAUAACGAUAAAACUUCCGCCAAAAAUAACUCCGAUAUGGCAUAUUCAGAAACAGUCGCUUUCUAGAAGUAAUUCUGAAAAGUGUUCCAGAAGCAUGAAAAUGUUCGUGCAUAGUAAAAAUAUAAUUUACGCUUUUCUAUAAUUAUUCCGUCCACAUUAAGCAGCAUCCAAUACUUAUAGAAGGCUGAUAAAAUAGAAAAGGUCGGAAAAGCAUUUUAUGAGGGAGCGUUUUAUGUAAUUCCUAAAUUAUUCGUGCUAUUUAAAGUAAACAAUAUAGCUUUAUACAUUAAAUAAUAAGUAGAAAUAUAUUCUUAUACUUGAAGUUGCCGAUCGUGAUAGGUAGCUAAAGCUUGAAAAAUGGGAAAAUUAAGGCAAUUGCCAAACAUUUCCCUUAAGUUAGCCAUUGUUUGACAUUGAAAACGUUGAAACAAUCGGUAAACAAUCGGUGAGCACUAGCGGAGUUAUGUUUAUUAAGAAAACUGCAACACAAUAACAGCGUAUUAAUUUUUAAGUGAACGGAACAAUUCUCUUGUUUUGUGUGGUUUCAAUCAUAAAAUUUUCAGCUGUUCAUACAGUCCUAAAAAGAUAAAGGAAAAUACAAUACAUAAAAAAUUAUUUGCUGUUUAAAUCCUCUUUUCUAUGAUAUAUGUGUUCUUUAAGAAUAAUAAAAUUAUCUAUGUUAAAAUGAAAUUUUCUUCUUUGAAGCAGUAUUAUAGAAUUAGAUUUGUGUUUGAAGGUGCACAUAGAGUUCAUUACCAUUUUUCAUGUAUGUUUAUUAUGUAAUCAUUACAAUAUUGUGUUCGCUGCUAUUUCAGUUUUGAUGCAAACAGAGGUAACUCCACCAAUUGAACGUGAUACUUGGACAAAUUAUUUAUAGGUUCAAAAGAGUUAAAAGAAAUAUAGCUGUCUUUCAUGACAAUUGAAUUGUUGCUUUUUUUAAUGCGUGUAGAUAUGUUAUUUGUAUUUUGUUUAAUAAAAAUAAAUGUGUAUAAAAUCAC